AUGUUCUGUGAUGAUUCCGUAGAUCGGCUGCGGUUGAAGACUGCUAUUGAGAAAUGGAAUAGUCAAAACGAAAAGAGAGUUUUUACAGACUCCUUCAUCGAUAAGGCAGAUAAAAAAUUCUCGCAGCGUAUUCUGCUUCCACAUCUAGGCGAGCCAUAUGUGCCUCUACGUGUGUGCCACAAACAGAAUGAGAUAAUUCGGCAUGAGUCUGCUCUCAGCUACACAAGCUCUCGAUAUUUGAAGGCGUCGCCUUGGGCGCUUAUCAACCAAGAGAGUCAUCAACGAAGGCACUUGAGGCCGACAAUUUUCUUCCAUGGCCCACUCGCUGGCAGAAGUGAUGUGGAAAAGGAACUGCCACUUAUAUUGAGAGAGGCCUCACCAAAUGGACAGCCCCUACAAAGUAAUAUCAGAGGACUAUGCAAUAAGGCAGACACGAAUAUGCGAGAGGCGAUUAUAACUUUCGGAGCGCUUCCAAUCAUGAGAUGGAUUUUGUUCCAGAUCGGCUUCUUCCCAGAAAACGAGCAGAAACAAGGCAUCCCAUUUGACACUACAGAACUUCGAAUUGAAGCUAUCCGUGCCUUUAUCGAUGACAAUGAGUGGGUGGUUCUUUGGUGGAUGGUGCAAUGCGUUGGACAAAACUUGAUCGUGCAAUGGUACUAUCAAACAGGACUUCUCGAAGACCCAGAUCUACUAGUUGUGAGGGAGAACGGGAGAGAAAAUUUUAAGAUGCGCUUGGUGGUACUUCUCGAAGCUUGCUUCAGGCUUGUCAUCGACCACGACGUGAAAGCAGGGACUACUUGGAAUGGUGGACAAGUUCGUUCUAACACAGUAAUUGGCAGACAGUUAACCGAUGUUUGGAGAGGUCUUUCUAGCCACCCACUCGUUUCGCCGACGAAUGCGGAGAAUUUCGAGGACCACUGCGCGAAUAUUCAUCCCAGAAAUAUGAAGGGCUGGGAUGGACUUUGUGAUGGUAGGCCAAUACCUUAA
This is a messenger RNA of Glarea lozoyensis ATCC 20868, 987 nucleotides long. RefSeq lists its product as uncharacterized. Bases 1 to 987 code for a protein of 328 amino acids. The transcript has 4 exons. The record is from RefSeq and is a predicted model, not a curated record. NCBI's taxonomy places the organism in Eukaryota, Fungi, Ascomycota, Leotiomycetes, Helotiales, Helotiaceae.